AUGUUUCCAUAUAUAAGUCAUCUUUUGAUGCAUAAUAAACACUAAAUAACUGCUAAGAGCAUUAAUUGAGUAUUUUCUGUUUUGUAGUGCACACUUUAGCUCUGUCGUUCCUUCGAAACUUGAUCUGUGGUCCUAAGUGCUGUAGUGAAAGUCAACAGCUAUAUAUAAUUUGUUGAUAAGGUCCAGAAAACAACGUAAGAAAGAUAAAAUAACGUAAAAGAUUAUAGAUACGCAUAGUUUUUGUGAGUUAAGACGAAAUGUCAACUGAAGGGUAAGUCCUAAAUAUUUGUUGUUCUUCCUUCAGUUAAUUUUUUUCAAGGAAUAACUUUUUUCUUAAUAAAUUUUGGGUGUUGUCUCUAGUGCUUCAUGCUCAAGUGAAAUUUCAGUGGACGUAAGCGACGCGUUCCAACGUAUUAUGCUGAACAAGAGAUUCGGAAGCUGGAUUGAAUUCGAUAAUGCGCUAAAGGAUUUCCAUAAAGUACGAUAGGAUAAAUCUAUGUUUUCUCAGAUUACCCAUACACACUAUGUUCACGCAGAAAGUAGAUUGUUGAAGGAUGUGAGGUAUAAAUACUUGUUCGUAGUGUUUCGUUGCACGUUUGGUCGUAAACGUAAAUCAGAAGGUCUGAAUGUGAAUAAAAAACCGUAAGGACUCUAACUAAUGUGUUACGUUUAAGGUCUAAGUUUUUAAAUUGCCAAUCGAUGUUUCGCGUAAGAUUGGAGGGUCAACAAUACGUUAUAAAAUCUUACAACAUGUCUCACAACCAUCCGUGUACUAGUUCGUGGAUGGUUUGUGAUCCGUUUAGUAGAAGAUUGUCAGCAGAAGAAAAAGAAAACUUGAAACCGGUUAUAUUGCACUGUCAGUCGACGGACGAAGUUAUCGAAAGUAUUAAGGAAAGAACAGGUAAGCAGGUGACCGCUGCUGAUGUCAAAAAUCUGAAAGCUGAACUCUCCACUGGUUGGACUCGGAAACAGGUAUUGCAGAUCAUGCGACAAAAUGGCGAAGUUAGAGAGCAUGCAGAAAAUGGAUGUAUUACGGCGAUAUGCUUUAGCAGUUAUGAUCAGAUACGGCUGUACAAUCAAUAUCCCGAAGUUGUGUGUAUUGAUUCUACUUAUAAAACUAAUAAUAAAAAAUAUUCAUUAUUUCAGUUAGUGGUGACAGACAAUUGCGGUCGAGGUCGGACUGUUAUGUUUGCUUGGACACAAAAAGAAAAGCGGGCCGACGUUACGUGGAUUUUGGAUAAAUUCAAGGAAAUAAUGGGUGACACUACCAAAACAGAAACUUUUGUGAUGGAUUGCGCACGAUCUGAAAGCGCAGCUGUCCGUAUAACGCACGGGCAUGCAAACAUUAUUUUAUGCGCCUUUCAUGUCAUUCGCGCUUUCCGGAAAAAGACAACUGAUAAAAUACUGAAAACCUACUUGACACGACUGGUAACCGCAGAAACGGUCGGAAGAUUUAAUCAAUAUUAUAGAAUAAUAAACCGCAGAGACAGAGUGAUAGGCCAGUACCUAUCACGUUACUGGAUGCCACGUAAAGCAAUGUGGGCACGUGCCUUUUACGGCAGUGUAUUAACUUUGGGUAACAACACGAAUAAUCGUGUUGAGUCAUUAAAUAGACAGAUAAAAAGGUAUGUACGCAAAAGCGACAGCUUGCACAAAUGUAUGUACAAGGCUUUUAAGUGGAGUUCAAUGACAUUCUCUAGAAAAAGCAUUGAAGACGAAAUAGUCAGUAGAAGAACAUACAGUUAUGAUGCUCCACAACGCCUUAUACCCUUACUUAACAUGUUAACUCCGUUUGCAAGAUGCAAGGUGUUAUAUGAACUUAAAAAAAUGCGUUUUGUUAACUGUGAAUAUGAAAGCGGCGAGUGGUUGUUUAUGGCAGACCGCGGACAACAUUACGAAGUGGAUUUAAGUAUUUGUCAAUGUAAUUGUAGCACGUUUAAUAUGUGUCGAUAUCCGUGCCGCCAUCUCCUGCUGGCAUAUGUUAAAAGACGAAAUCUAACAG
Molecule: messenger RNA, 2002 nt
Organism: Schistosoma margrebowiei
Lineage: Eukaryota; Metazoa; Platyhelminthes; Trematoda; Strigeidida; Schistosomatidae
Source: the annotation of a GenBank genome assembly